GCCCUCAGGAAUCCCAGACAUUGGAAGUAAGAGAUGAAGGAUGGAGAAAGGAAAGCUUCCCCUUGGUCACAGAAAGUUGAGAGAGAUCAGCCAGGCAGACUUAACACCCAUAAAUCCUUGGUGGGAUGCACCCACAGGUGCUGAGGGAGCUGGCCGGGGUUGUUGCUUAGCCAUUCUUGAUCAUCUUUUAAAAACCCUGGAGAAUGAGAGAGGUGCCCAAUAAUUGGAGAAAAGCCAGUGUUAAGUCCAGCCUUCAGAAAGGGCCAGAAGGAAGAUCUGGGAAACUCCCAGCCAGCCAGCCUUCAUCCCUGGAAAUGUGAUAGAACAGCUCAUUCUGAAGAUCAUCACCAAGCACCUGAAAGUAAAGAAGGUUAUUGGGAGUGGUCAGCAUGGAUUCACCAAGAAGAAAUCCUGCUUGACCAAUCUGAUGCCCUCUAUGAUGGCAUGGCAGGAGGGGUUGAUGAGAAGAGAGCAGUGGGUGGUGUCUACCUUGACUUCAGCAAGGUUUUUGACACUGUGUCCUGUAACAUCCCCAUGGACAAGCUCAGGAAAUGUGAGUUGGAUGAAUGGACACUGAGGUGGAUCAAAAACUGGCUCAAUGGCUGAGCUCAGAGGGUCGUGAGCAGAGCAGAAUGCAGCUGGAGGCCUGUAGUCAGUGGCAUUCCCCAGGGAUCAGUAUUUGGUCCAGUCUUAUCCAACUUCUUCUGAGGUUUGGUGCAGCAGAGGCUUGGAUGAAGAAUGCCAAUCCAGGGAUUGGGAUUCAGGCAUGGGGAGUGACCGUGCAUGUUUGUUGGCACCAGCCCCAGUGCAGCCUCUCCAUCAAGGCUGAUAUGUGACACGGGUGUGUCCCACGUGGCUUCAAAACUCUAAUAAAUAUAUUUCCUCCCCAAUCUUCAAGCUGUUGGGUGUUCCUGGCUCUUGGGAGGUGCUUUAAAUCUGACUGCCAGAGCUGUGGGCUGCUGAGAGCAGAAGCUGCCUGCACGAUGCUGAGCUCAGGUCUUCCUCCCGUUCUGCUGGUGCUCUCAGUGCUGGAGCUGAGCUGGUCCCUGAGUGAUGAAGAAAAGAAGAUCAUCUUGGAUGAGCAUAAUAAAUAUCGCUCCCAGGUCUCUCCUCCUGCCAAGGCUAUGAUGAAGAUGACCUGGGACAAGGAGCUGGAGGUUGAUGUUCAAGAGCAUGCAGAGAAGUGCAGCUGGACCCAGAAUGGGGGCCCAGGCAGGUUAAACCUCUUUGCUACAGCUUCAACCCUGGAUGUGGAACUGGCCAUUGAAGAAUGGAACGGGGAGAGGAAAUUCUACAACUUGACAACAUCCACCUGUGUCCCCGGGCAGACGUGUGACAACUACACCCAGGUGGUCUGGGCAGAAACAACUCGCAUUGGCUGUGGGAGCAGUUUUUGUAAGAAGAUCCAUGGAAUCGGAACAGAGAACGCACAUCUGCUUGUUUGCAGCUAUUAUCCUCCAUAA
This is a messenger RNA of Vidua macroura (Pin-tailed whydah), 1463 nucleotides long. Its product is annotated as peptidase inhibitor 16-like. NCBI's taxonomy places the organism in Eukaryota, Metazoa, Chordata, Aves, Passeriformes, Viduidae. The coding region runs from base 984 to 1463 and encodes 159 amino acids. The record is from RefSeq and is a predicted model, not a curated record. The transcript is spliced from 3 exons.